Messenger RNA from Fomitiporia mediterranea MF3/22, 1245 nucleotides. RefSeq lists its product as uncharacterized. The record is from RefSeq and is a predicted model, not a curated record. The transcript is spliced from 3 exons. Gene Ontology annotation, molecular function: DNA-binding transcription factor activity. Gene Ontology annotation, biological process: regulation of DNA-templated transcription. Lineage: Eukaryota; Fungi; Basidiomycota; Agaricomycetes; Hymenochaetales; Hymenochaetaceae. Bases 1 to 1245 code for a protein of 414 amino acids.
AUGCAUUCCCCUUCUCUACGCCGUUCUUCACCUGGUCCUGGAUUACAUGCAGGUGCUACCGCACAACAGAUAGACUCCUUAUUACCGGAUGAUGCUCAGUAUUCUUGUGUGGACGCUAAUGGAUACACACGACCAUCCCUUAAACGCCAAGCGACUGUCCCUGAACCCUUCUUGUCCUCUGUCCUUUCAAAAAAGAAACGCGAUGUGAUGAUGGGCUCUGACGGUGGUCAAGCUCUUUGUUCCGAAGUGAUGCACGCAGCGUUCUUAGAAGCCCUCUCCAAGCACCCACCAACUUCGACUUGGAGGUCCGAUGAUGCUUACAUUGAUGUUGCCAACGACGACCAAGCGGAUUAUUGCAGAAUUAUUCAGGAUUACAUUUUGAAGAAGACGGGCCAAUCACAGUCGUUCGAACAGAUAUCAGAACGAAUUAAUCUUGCGCUCACAAGCCCCACAGUGGCCCCACUUUUCAACACUGCCCUUGACUCUGAACCUCACGCACCAGCAAACGCAAUUAAUCCAAUAGACGAACAUGCCUAUGCCUAUGACCCACAGGUUCAUGGAAAGUCUGCCAUGGUCCCGUUCAAUACUGGCGCUGUGCUCGAUAAUCCUAUUAUCAAACCGCUUGACAUACAUUCUCACGACGAGUCUUCAUUUUCCAGACGGAGGAGAGCCUGCAACCGACCCAUCCUCAAUUGCCGUGUUGAAUUACCGCCUGUUGACAAUCGUUCGUCGUUUGUCACUGAGAACUUGUCGUCUAGCAAUCACGAAUCUACACACUGCAUGCUUACACCGUCUACGAUUCCAGUUCACCCAUCUCUGGUACGGACUACGUCUGAGGUUGAGUUGUAUCCAUCUACACCUGUAGAACAGUGUCACAAGAAUCCUACGGUUCCUCCCGAGAUACCACGCUUAAUCGACGUCCAGCGGAAUACCGUUGGUCGGUGGAUCCCGACGCCCACAGAAGGCGUACUUCCUUCCUUUUCUACUUUCUCUGCUUCGUCAUCCUCGGACUCUGUAUCCUCCUGCGAAAGGUCCAGCGAAUCCAGCAGCAGCGAAUCGGCACUAUCCAACGCAACUGAACGUAUCCAUGCUCGCCCGUCCUUGCCGAAAAGGGCAUUAUCGUGGCUUUCUCUGCCGACACAAAACGCACCGGAUGAACACUCUUCGCCGCUUAAUCACGGAACUUCACCAGAUACAUCCAACGAAAUCAGUGCCGGCGACUCUGCAGCAAGCAACAGUGACUAG